Messenger RNA from Haplochromis burtoni (Burton's mouthbrooder), 1175 nucleotides. RefSeq lists its product as uncharacterized. The record is from RefSeq and is a predicted model, not a curated record. NCBI's taxonomy places the organism in Eukaryota, Metazoa, Chordata, Actinopteri, Cichliformes, Cichlidae. The transcript is spliced from 6 exons. The coding region runs from base 83 to 706 and encodes 207 amino acids.
UGAUGACGCUCCCUGUGAUGAACACUCCACAAACUGCAAAUCAGGCGAUGGAGCUUUCAGCUGUAUUUGUAACAAAGGCUACAUGCAAACAGACUACAGUAAUAGAAUGUGCAUUGCUUGUCCCUUUGGGAAAGAAUUGAAGGAUAAUGAGUGCGUGACAUGCUCGUUUGGUUAUUCUGGUUUUAACUGCUCAGAAAACUGGCAGCUCAUUCUGGUAAUUGUGGGCUCUGUGCUUGGAGGACUGCUGCUCAUAGCCAUCAUCCUUCUACCAGUAGUAGCUACCCAAAAAUUGAACAUAAGCUUCAAGAAGAACAAAAGUGCAGAAAUGGAAAAACCCUACACUAACCCGAGUUCUGCCGCACAACCGAUGGCUAGCAACAAGUUUGGCCACAGCCAGGGAGUCUCAUUUAACAGGUCAGCCAAUGGCCAUUCAGGUUUUCAGAAUGGUGGGGUGCCUGUGUUCCCACGAGCUGCCACCACCACCAACAGCUGGGACAACAGGACCAACCUGGAGAUGAAACCAAGCAAUGGCCGACAAAACUUUGGACAUAUGAACAGUGGUUCGCGGUUAUAUGAUGAAUCAUACGAUCAGGCUCAAUCUCAGAACAACUCUUAUGCCCAGAAUCAACCUACAAUGAACCCGUAUACUCAGAACCAAGGCCACAGCAACCCGUACUACACACACGAUGAUGGAAGACGCUACUAGUAGUACAAAAUCAGAAAGGCUCACUAUACAAUGAUAGGUUUAUGUUUUUAAAUGUAUUUUAUAAUUACUGUAUGUAAUGAACCUUAUUGAAUCCUAUGUAUCUGACUACAGUACAAACAGUCAUAAACCAGUCAUGUCUGAUCGUGACUACUUUAUAUCAAGUUGGUGGCAUGAUUUUGAGGAUUAGUCUCUUUUUUUUUUUUUAUCUGUUUUGGUUCAUUGAAGUAUGAAUUACUGAAGAGUUGUCUAUUCAAACUGAAUGAGAAACCUGGACGUCCAUGUCCAAAUAUAAUGCGAUAAUGAGGAGCUGCUUAAUAUUGUUGUGUUAUCCGAUUAAUGCUUCCUUCAUGUAUGAAUUCAGCAUUUCUUUUUUUCAUGUAAAAAUUUUUUGUAAUGAACUGAAAUUUGAUGUUUAAUUCAGUUUUUGUGAAUGACAUGAGUUUCUUCUAAUAAAAUUCUAAGAACCUGU